Messenger RNA from Diversispora eburnea, 1401 nucleotides. NCBI's taxonomy places the organism in Eukaryota, Fungi, Glomeromycota, Glomeromycetes, Diversisporales, Diversisporaceae. The record is from the annotation of a GenBank genome assembly.
AUGGAGUACUAUCCUCAACGAGUAGGAGGUUUAUUUGAGAACGAAAUGGAACAUAAUGUACGCAUAAAGAAAUUAUUUGACGAACUCGAUUAUGAUAAGAAGGGAGUCUUAACUCGAGAGAACAUUCAAAAAGGUCUUAAACGAUUGGGAAACCAUCCAUCUCGAAAUAAGUAUGCAGCAGAACUUUUACAAAAAAUUGAUACAACUUCAGAUGGAGUAAUAGAUCUUAAAGAAUUUAAGGCUUUUGUGGAAGAAAAAGAAAAGGAAUUAUGGAAAUUAUUUAUAGAAAUUGAUAAUUCUCAUGAUAUGAGGUUACAACCCGAAGAAUUAGAAAUUGCCUUAAAAAAAUCUGGAAUUAAUUGUACAAAACCGGAAAUAAAAAAAUUCAUAAAGACAAUAGAUAAGGAUGGUAAUGGAGUAAUAGAUUUUGCAGAAUGGAGAGAUUUUUUACUGUUUCUUCCUCGAGAUAUAACAAUUUUUGAAAUAUUUGAAUAUUCCAAAAUGCUUGCUCAAGUAAGUAUUGAUGGAGAAGUUACUAUACCACCAACUGAUCUAAAAUAUCUUGCAGCUGGAGCAAUUGCUGGAGCGAUUAGUCGAACAGCUACUGCACCCUUAGAUCGUUUAACAAAUUUAUCAAUCGUCUUUAAAAGAUUAUAUAAUGGAGGAAUUUUGAACUUUUUUCGUGGUAAUGGGCUUAAUGUUGCUAAAAUUGCACCAGAAAGUGCAAUUAAAUUUUUUGCUUAUGAAAAAUCCAAAGCUAUAGUUGCCCAAUUAAUGAAAACUGAUGAUAUUGGAUCAAUAGGAAUGUCAGGAAGAUUUUUAUCAGGAGGAUUAGGAGGAGUUGUAUCACAAUUUGCUAUUUAUCCUUUAGAAACCUGGAAAACUCGUGUUAUGAAAAUGUGGAGAACACAAGGUUUUAAAUCAUUUUAUAAAGGAUUAGUACCGUCAUUAGUGGGAGUAUUUCCUUAUGCAGCGGUGGAUAUGAGUGUUUAUGAAACAUUAAAAUUAUCAUAUAUAAAAAGGAAGGCAAUUCGAUCGGGAGGAAGAGAAAUUGAACAUCCAAGCUCUUGGGUAUCAUUAGGUUGUGGUAUGAUUUCUGGUUCUAUUGCACAAGGAACACCAGGUCAUCCACAAAGAUAUACUGGUGCAAUUGAUGUAAUUCGUAAAACUUAUACUAAUGAGGGAAUACGUGGUUUUUAUAAAGGAUUAAUACCAGCAUUAUCAAAGGUGAUACCAGCUGCAGCAAUUACAUAUGUGGUUUAUGAAAAGAUUGAGAACAUUGUUGAUUUCUCGAGUUUUCCAUACAAGAGUACUCAAGCUGAUUGUAAAGCACGAAAGUGGGAGAAAGAACACGUCAUAAGCAAAUUUUUAACCAACCAGCAUUUAUGGGACUGUUUAUGA